AUGAUUAACAUGAAAUAUGAACAGAAACAAAAUAGAGCAUCAAGAGAUGAACCAAUGACAAAUGGUGAUGCAGAUGAACAGACGACUGGAAGCUCAACAACACCUUUGAAGAAGUCAAAGUCAUCUACUUCGACUACAUCCACGACAACUUCAACAUCAACAAAGACGACGACGAAUGGAAAUGGUGAUGCUUCACCAAUGGAAGUGUCAAUGUCUGCAAUGAUUAAUAAUAGUGAGAAGUUGGUCAAUGGCGGAUUGUCUUCCAACCCCUUGGAGACACUAGCUGGAUUCGACCAGAUACUUGGCGAUGGCGUGCUCAGGAAGGAGGGCAGCAACGAGGUGGACUUCAUCGCCACCGUCAACAGGAUGUCCAAGUUCACCCAUCAGUACCUCAAGAUCACACCGCAGUACAACUACGAGCUGCUGAGUCAGCAGCUCAAGUGCGACGUGCAGCUCAAGCUGGAGAACCUCCAGCUGUUUGGUGAUCUCUAUGUGCGUAACUGUCUCAGUAUCCUGCUGUCCAACUACUUCAAUCAGACCAAGCGACUGGGUUGCGAGUUCCGCGAGAUUGGCGGAUUUGUCCUCGUCCUGGACCCAUCCACGCCAGAGCAGCAGGUGCAUCUCACCGGCACCGUCCUGACGGCUCUGCAUCUCAAGAUGAAGUUCAUCAUCUACGUGGCGCCCGGCCAGCUCUCGCUGCUCCAGGUCGUCCAGCUGUACAUGUGCCAUGCACGUGGCGCCAAGCUCAUCUUCCACAAGGGCAACACAAAGGAAUGCUAUGAGCGUGCACAGCAGCACGCCAACGACCUGCACAUGGUCUACAUCGAGCUCAAGUUCAGUCUGCAAUUCUCGCUGAUUGGUUCAGCAACGCUUGCCGAGGAGAUCAUGGAGCAGAGCCCAGACCGCCAGACCAUCGUCAUCCCACUGCGUCUCUACACGAUUGGCUGGAGCUAUGUGUCGUCCAUUCCGCUCUAUCUCAAGAUGAAGAACAGAGACUUCAAAGUGAUCGUCUGUCAGAUGACAGAGGAUCUCUACGGCAUGGAUGUUGAGGGUAGAGAGUUCAACAGACAGUCGCUGUUCCCUGACCGCAUGGAGAUUGGCUGGCUGGCCCUCAUUCACGACCAGUCCGAUCUAACCAACGUGUUUGAUGCGUUCGACGCCAGGAACCAGGGCAAGUUCACGCCAGCCGACAUUACACAGUUGCUCCAAGUGAUGGGAGGUGAUGCCAACAAGAACACAGUCAUGUCACAAAAGACAUCCUACAGCAAGACCGAGUUUGUCAACGAGGUCAUCACGAUCAGUCUGUCAAACACCAUCCUCAAGGAGAAGGAGUCAUCAUACUUCCUUGCCCAAUUCUCUUUGGACAACCUCCAGGACAAGAAGAUCAUCGACCAACUCCUCCCUGUCACAGAGGACCAAGCUGCUAUUGCUUUCAUCAAGUGCCUCGAGUACACUCAUACACUGACGAGUGGCAAGGGUUCAAUCUCAUUGGGUGGUAUGCUCUCUGGUAACAUCCCCUUCAAGAAGGAUGAGAAGUUUGUCGUGUUGAUCUCGGGAGGAUUCAUCGAUGUCAUCGACUUCCAGACUAUUCUUAACUAUGCGCUCGAUCUGGCUGGCCAGACAUUCGAAGUGGCACUCGAUCUUCCAGACAAUGCCAACGCGCUCACCAAGGUGCUGAACGUCAUUGGUUCGAACAAUGUGUCGGUACAGGAGAUCAACAUGGACCGUUCAUGCGAGUCGCUGCGACAGUAUCACGUCAGAGUGUCUAUCAUGUGUAACUCGAGGAACUUUGAGCAGCAGAGGAAGGUGCUAGACGUCCUUGAUGCUCAGGGCUUCAAAAGAUUGCCCAGACUCACAGGCAGUGGCAAGGCUGAGUCGCGUCCCUCGAUGCCCUCACCAAUCAUCCCUCAAGAGCUCCCACCCGUCAUUCCAGCAUCGCCAAAGGAUGCGCCACGCAUCGACACCACCCCACUCAUCAAGCGUAGCAUCACCGAUAUCACAGUGGCAUCUAUCCGUGAGGCCCAGCAGAGGAUCAAGCACAUCAUGUCACCAACUCCCAUCUAUCACAGCACAACAUACUCGAAGAUCUGUGGAUGCCAGGUGACACUGAUGCUCGAGAACAUUCAAAAGACUGGCUCGUUCAAGAUCAGAGGCUCUUCCAACAUGGUGCUGCGCGCCAUUGAGCAGAGUGAGCACAAGCCCGUGGGACUGGUGGCGGCGUCCGCUGGAAACCACGCACAAGGUGUCGCGCUGAUCUCAGCCAAGGUAGGCCUCCCCUGCACCAUCGUCUGUCCAGAGUAUGCCCCAGACUCCAAGCUCUCGCACACCAAGCAGUAUGGUGCCGAGGUCAUCAAGAAUGGAAAGUCACUGGAGGAUGCCGUGCGUAUGGCCGAGGGCAUUUGCAAGGAGAGGAACUGGACCCUAGUGCGUCCCUACAACGACGUAGACGUCAUUGAGGGCCAGGGCACAAUGGGCUGCGACAUCUACGACAAGGUUCCAGACGUGGACACUGUCAUUGUGAACGUCGGCGGUGGUGGAAUGAUUGCUGGCAUUGCUUUGUUCCUCAAGAAGAUCAACCCCAACAUCAGAAUCAUUGGUGUGCAGAGCGCCAACGUGUCGCCACUGGCUGACUUCAAGCAGACCAACCAGCUUAGAUACAUUGAGCCAGCCGCCCUGUCCCUGGCAGACGGAACCAACGUCAAGCUGCCGGGUGGUGUCCACACACAGGUCCUGCACGACCUGGUUGACGAGUACGUCACUGUCAGCGAGAACGAGAUCGCCUCAACCAUCGUUCAUCUAAUGUACAACAGUCGAACUGUGUCAGAGGGUGCCGGCUGCCUGGGUCUGGCCGCGCUCAUCCAUCACAAGAUCAAGGUUCGCAAGGAUGAACGUGUGGUCGUCAUUAUCUGCGGUGGCAACAUCGACAUGUCCACAUUGAAGCAGGUGUACGAGUAUGGCCUGCGCGCACUUGGCCGCUCGUUCACCAUCCAUCUGACAACCUGGGACUACCCAGGCAACCUGCACAAGAUCAUUGCGCUGGCGGCUCGUGCCGAGUUGGUGGUUAGCGAGAUCCGCCACAUCAGAGGCACGGGAGACAUCAACUGGAAUGAGGUCACCAUCUCACUGUCAUUCUACAGUAACUCAUUCCAUCAUCAGAACUUCUUCCUGUCGCUGCUGGUCGAGGAGGGACUGUUCCCGCAUGUGAUUGGUCGUCGCUACAUCAAGGAUCACGAGCUCGUCUACCAAGUGUUUGACAAGGCCUGUGUUGGCAAGGAGAAGCAAUUGAAGGAGACAUUCUCCGAGAGACAAAAGGCAUUCUUGGAGCAGUAUGGCAAGCAAGCCAAUACAUCAACUCUC
Molecule: messenger RNA, 3357 nt
Organism: Acytostelium subglobosum LB1
Lineage: Eukaryota; Evosea; Eumycetozoa; Acytosteliales; Acytosteliaceae
Exons: 2
Biological process (GO): L-threonine catabolic process; L-serine catabolic process
Molecular function (GO): L-serine ammonia-lyase activity; calcium ion binding; threonine deaminase activity
Source: RefSeq, a predicted model, not a curated record